AUGUUGCAACUCGGUGCCAGCACCGUUAUCCUUUUGUUUUUAUGCCUUCAACCGCUUAUUGUUUUCAUUACAGCAGCCGGCGCGCAGACACCUGAAGGUCAUCAGCGUCUUCCGCCCCAGCACAGCCACCGCGCCACCUUCCAGCUGCGAGCCCUCCAUCCUCUCCCAAUGCACCCACGCCAGCCCUCGGGAAUCUUCUCUGCGUUUGCCGGUGGGAUGUGCAGCGACCCACGGGACGUUCUGACUCGCACCAACGCAUACCGGCUGCAGCAUCGAGUGCCACCGCUCAUGUGGGAUGUGGGCCUGGCGCAAACGGCCCAGGCCUGGGCGGACAGGCUAGCCGCGAGAGGCUGCGCUCAGGACCAUGACCUCAGCGUCGAAGUGGGCGAGAACAUAUUUGUCGAACAGCGUUAUCCGCCGCCCGACGCCACUUGUGCCGGAGCUGUAGAUGCCUGGUACAGCGAACGCCCGGCGUUUGACUUCAGUAAUAAGGACCGCCUGUACACGGACAACAGAGAGAGCGGCGCGUUCCACUUCACCCAGCUGAUCUGGCUCAGCAGCAGCCGCCUUGGCUGUGGCAUGGCCAGGGCGACUAUCGAAGUGGACUUUGGCCGUUUUAAGUCCAUGGGCGGCUGCAAGGUCGUCGUAUGCCGAUACCUAGCACCGGGCAACACUGUGAACGAUAAAGUCUUCAAAGGAAAUGUCUUUGAUGCCGUUCCCCCCGUGGCGCCAGCAUCUGCGGUGCAGCAGUCACCGUCGCCCAUCUCGUCACCACGCCGCUUCUUGCGGUGA
Messenger RNA from Volvox carteri f. nagariensis, 792 nucleotides. RefSeq lists its product as uncharacterized. The record is from RefSeq and is a predicted model, not a curated record. The transcript is spliced from 6 exons. The coding region runs from base 1 to 792 and encodes 263 amino acids. Lineage: Eukaryota; Viridiplantae; Chlorophyta; Chlorophyceae; Chlamydomonadales; Volvocaceae.